AUGCCUGUGUUUUACUCACCUGUUCAAGAGAACCUGCAGAUGGGUCUGGCCUAUAUGGGAGGCUCUGUGUUCACCAACAACAGGACGGCAGACAGCGACUUCACACGGGAGCAGGAGGACGUUUCUGUGGUGAACGAGCUGGUCUCUCACCUUCCCCUGCAGAUGCUGCUGUACUUCAACAUGUUCUAUUUUCCCUGUUGGUGGUUUUCUGCUGUUUUCAUGUUAGAAGUAAAGUUCUAUUAUCUUCCUGGGUACUACCAGGCUCUGCUCAUAACCGGGAUGAUCCUCCUCACAGUCAUUGAAGUGGUCCGACUUUAUCUGGGCUACAUUGGCAACCUUAAAGAAAAGGUGCCAGAGCUGGCAGCCUUCUGGCUCCUGUCUUUCAUGUUCCAGCUGCCGGUGCUGCUGUUCUUCCUGACCGAUGAAGGAAUUAUCAUCCUGCCUCUAGAGAGAGCCGUCCACUCCCUCUACCUCCUCUUCCUGCUCGCCCAGAUCCUGGCCUCGUUCCUGGCGCUCAAGACCAUGACCCGAAAGCUCACCUUGCUCUUCUAUCUGCGCCAGCUUGGGAAGGUGGAGAGCUACCAUCACGCAGGGAUGAGCCCUGUCUAUGGGCUGCCCUACAACCGCAGUGUGCUGCCUGUGUCACCCGCCAAUGAUAUGUACCACUAA
This is a messenger RNA of Epinephelus fuscoguttatus (brown-marbled grouper), 669 nucleotides long. Its product is annotated as transmembrane protein 17A. Gene Ontology annotation, cellular component: ciliary transition zone. The coding region runs from base 1 to 669 and encodes 222 amino acids. Gene Ontology annotation, biological process: non-motile cilium assembly. NCBI's taxonomy places the organism in Eukaryota, Metazoa, Chordata, Actinopteri, Perciformes, Serranidae. The transcript has 4 exons. The record is from RefSeq and is a predicted model, not a curated record.